AUGGUUGCACGCCUCGCCCUGCUCCUCGUGCUACGCUGCAGCGCCUGGCAUGCGCCCACGCGUGUGAGGUAUAUGCGCCCACUGAGUGCAGCGCCUGAUGCUGAAGCACUGGCCGAGCUGCGCGUGCCCGACCUCAAGGACCAAUGCCGCGCGCUGGGCCUGCCCGUCAGCGGCACGAAGGCGGUCCUGAUCGAACGGAUCCUCGAGGCCGACGGCGCGCCGGCGGCGACCGCGGACGCGGCGGACGCGGCCGCCGCCGCGAUCGACGACGCCGGCGUCGCGCACCCGGCGGAGCUCGAGGCCACGGCGCCGCUCGCGCCGAAGACCGGCUUCCGCGCCGGCUUCGUCGGUGUCGUGGGCUCGCCGAACGUCGGGAAAUCCACAAUCACCAACGCCUUGUUGGGAGAGGACCUCUGCGUGACGACGUCCAAAGCCCAGACGACGCGGCACCGCAUCCUGGGCGUCGUGACGGCCGACGCCUACCAGCUCGUCCUGUCGGACACGCCGGGGAUUUUAGAAAGGCCGGCCUACGAGCUCCAGGAGCGCAUGAUGGUCGCGGCCAAGGCGGCGGCGCGCGACGCCGAGUGCCUCCUCUUCGUCACGGACAUCUUUCAAGACGAAGAAGAAGUAAGAGACGCCUACGCGUGGAUGGAGGAGCUCCUGCCCGCGCAGCGGCCGCCUGUUGUGGUUGCGCUGAACAAGGUCGACCUGCUCGAGGAGGGCCUCCUCGGCGACCGCGCCGCAAGUAGAGUAGGGACCCUCGAGGAUUGUGUCGAGAGAACGAAAGCCAGCUGCCCCGCGGCGUGCGCGGUCGUGCCGGUCUCGGGCCUGGCCAGGGACAACAUCGACGACCUAGCCCAAACGCUCGCCUCAAACCUGCCUCCGUCAAACUACCUCUACGACCCCGACUUCUUCACGGACCGGCCGCAGCGCUUCUUCGUGGGCGAGAUCAUCCGCGAGCAGAUCCUGGAGCAGUUCUCCAAAGAAAUCCCCUACUCGUGCGAGGUCCGCGUCGACCGCUUCAAGGAGCGGACCAAGGACGGCCGGCCCUUCGUGGCCAUCGACGCCGUCGUCCUCGUCGCGCGCGACUCGCAGAAGGGCAUCUUGAUCGGCAAAAGAGGCAGGGGCAUUAGGGACCUGGGCACGGCGGCGCGGCGGCGGCUCGAGGACUUCCUCGGCGCCAAGGUCCACCUGGCCCUGCGCGUCAAGGUGUCCAAGGAGUGGCGCUCCGACGACGCGAAGCUGCGGCAGAUGGGCUACCCCAGCUAA
Messenger RNA from Pelagomonas calceolata, 1269 nucleotides. NCBI's taxonomy places the organism in Eukaryota, Pelagophyceae, Pelagomonadales, Pelagomonadaceae. The record is from the annotation of a GenBank genome assembly.